Messenger RNA from Sodiomyces alkalinus F11, 1564 nucleotides. RefSeq lists its product as hypothetical. Bases 149 to 1321 code for a protein of 390 amino acids. The transcript is spliced from 3 exons. The record is from RefSeq and is a predicted model, not a curated record. Lineage: Eukaryota; Fungi; Ascomycota; Sordariomycetes; Glomerellales; Plectosphaerellaceae.
CAAUGCUCGCUCCUCCAUCUUCGCUAUUCAAACCCCCCGACGCCUUUAUCGAAAUUGGCAUCGACAUCGACAUUGCAGCAGGGCCCAGCGAUCCGGGACUGUUGCGAUCCAGCAUCGCAUCAGGCUCCAGAUCUGCCUCCUUUUGGUGAUGAGCUUCCUCGGUCUAUUGCUACCGAACAUCGCAUCCACAUCCACCAAGCGGCCGUUCUCACCGCCCUUGGGUAAUCGUGUCCCGUGGAAACCUCGAUUUCUACCAACUACAAAAACCAUUCGGUUAUUCAGCUCGAAUCACGGUUUGCCGCCACUUCCCUAUAGAUUUGACACCGGCAUCGCUCUCUUCGCGAAACGCACUCCAAGGCCGUUCCCUCCCCCGUUUCUCUCGCCACCUUCUGGCUCCUUCUCGGACCCUCUGAGCACGCAUCACCAAAGCCGAGACCGUCGUGCGCGGGUGAACGGCGACAUAAUUCUAGGAAGGACAAAUGGCGAUGAUGCCGUCUUUGCCAGCGACUAUUUCAUUUGCGCGAAUGAUGGGGUUGGAGCGUGGACGACACGGCCUCGGGGACAUGCUGGACUCUGGUCCAGGCUGAUACUGCACUUCUGGGCUACUGCCCUCCGAGAAGAUGCCAUCAAAUAUCAAACCAUCGAGGAACGGCUUGCCUAUAAGCCGGACCCGGUGGCUUGCCUACAACAGGCCUACGAAAACACUGUCAAGGCAACAGCCGAACCUGUCGACUGGCAGGGUACUACUACGGCCGCUGGAGCCCAGAUCCACUUCAAGUCCCUAGACGGUGGGAAGAAGACAGUGCCGCUGCUGUAUGUUACGAACCUCGGCGAUUGUCAGGUCAUGGUCUUGCGACCGAAGGAUGGCGCGGUGGUUUACAAAACCAAAGAGCAAUGGCACUGGUUCGACUGCCCCCGCCAACUCGGGACGAAUAGUCCGGACACGCCAGAGAAGGACGCGGUCAUGGAUGUGGUGGAGAUACGUGUUGGCGACGUUGUGCUGGCUAUGACCGACGGCGUAAUCGAUAACAUGUGGGAACACGAGAUUGUGGAAAGCGUCGUCCAGAGCGUGGAGCGAUGGGAGCGAGGCGAUGGCGGCAAUGUUGAAGGCGACAGGACAGGAGGCGCAAACGGCGGCAUGAAGUUCGCAGCGGAAGAGCUCGUCACCGCCGCGAAAAUGGUUGCCCUGGACCCUUACGCCGAAAGCCCAUUUAUGGAACACGCAAUUGAGGAGGGCUUGGCUAGUAUUGGAGGGAAGCUCGACGAUAUCAGUGUUGUUGCAGCACUUGUCAAGAAUAACGAGACAUGGCAAGCUUCAUAGACGUAAUUUUGGGCUGAACGACUUCAGGUUAUUUGGUUAUUACAGUACAAAGAGAUCGGGCGGUGGUGAUGUCCGAUACACGUACCUUACCCUAGUAGAGCUGCCCACGCAGCAUACACCCUCCAUCGUCGUGCGAACGAAGAGGUGGGCAUUUGGAUGUCACGAGAAGGAAACUCGAAUUAUCAUUUUGAACUAUUUGGCAAUUCCUCAAAGACGAAUAGCUCUUACGAAUGAAACGCCCAG